AUGGCGACCUUAGCUGACGAACUGCUCAAUGACUUCGAGGAUUCCGGUGACGAAAACAACGAUCAAGCAAAUGGUUUCCAAGAUGGAGACGAAGCAAAUCAUACAGAUGGCCUGGGACCUACGACUGAUUACACAGAGCGAGGUCACGAUGAGGAAGAGAUAGGAGAUGCCGAUGAAGAUCUCGCUGCUCAACAGGCCGCCGUCGCCGAGGCCGUCGACGAUGAAGAAGAUACCAAGGCCAAGGUUGAAAAGAUGCGACUGGGAGGCGUCCGCGACGUGAGAAACGUUGCUGGUCUGAUGAAGACUCUAGAACCAGUUCUCCAGAAAAUAGCACAUUACCAGAACAUCCCGCCCGAUCAGCGGACAACCACCGUUGGCUCAAUUGAAGAUAAUCCUGAAUACGCUCUCUUGACUCAGGCGAACUCCCUCUCCACACAGAUCGACAGCGAAGUUAUUUUAGUCCACAAGUUCAUCCGCGAUCACUACUCUACGCGUUUCCCCGAACUCGAGACUCUCGUGGCCAAUCCGCUGGAUUAUGCCAAAACUGUCGCGAUCAUAAAAAAUGGACCCGUGGACAACAUCAAAAGUUUGGCCGAUUCUACAGACAAUAUUGUCGGGGCUCCUCUUAGGUCUAUCUUGGAUGGGCCGACGUUGAUGGUUGUCACAGUGGAAGGGACAACAACAAAAGGCCAAGAUCUGACCGAGCAAGAACUUGAAACAACUCUCCGGGCGUGCGAAAUGGUCCUGCAACUGGACAAAGCCAAAAAGGUCCUAACUGAAUACGUGCAAUCGAGAAUGAACGUCUUCGCUCCGAAUCUCACAGCACUUAUUGGUUCGCUAACCGCUGCUCAAUUACUCAACUUUGCUGGUGGGCUCAAAGGCCUGGCAAAGACACCCGACCGCAAUGUACCCGCCAUGGGCUCAAAGAGGCAGAGGCAAAGUGGUUUGGCCACCAAUGUGGGGAUCCGACAGCAAGGAUACCUCUACCAUUCACCCCUCAUACAAGAAAUCCCAAAUGACUUAAAGGUCCAAGCGAUGCGAAUCGUGUCAGGGAAACUUAUUCUUGCUGCUCGAGUCGACAGCGUGCAUCAAGCUCCCGACGGCUCAACAGGUGAACAACUCCUUAACGAGUGCCUACGACGGCUCGAUAAGUUAACCGAGCCUCCGCCGAACAGAGGUGUAAGAGCUCUGCCGGCACCCGAUGACAAACCAAGCAGGAAGCGUGGCGGAAGAAGAGCGCGCAAAGCUAAGGAAGCGUAUGCCAUGACCGAGCUCAGAAAGCAACAGAACCGCAUGGCAUUCGGCAAGGAAGAAAAGGAAGUCGGCUACGGGACGGGAGAGGAAACAGUGGGACUGGGCAUGAUUGGCGCUCAGAACGAGGGUAGGAUACGUGCCACACAGGUCGAUCGUCGAACCAUGGCGAAGUUGAGCAAGAAGAACCCCGGCUGGGGUGUCUCUGGUACGGCGACAAACCUAAACAGCGGCACAGUCACAUCUUUGCGGGGUUUUGGGUCUUCCUUAGCUGGAGGAAACGCCACUGCAAUCCGGACUCAAGGUCUUCGAAGCAGUGGUGUCGGAGCCGGUACCGCAAGUUCAAUCGCAUUCACGCCCGUCCAAGGUCUUGAGUUAGUCGAUCCAAAGGUGCAGGCCGAGCUGAAGAGGAAGCGUGAAGCUGAAAGCGCGGGCUACUUUUCAAGUGGCACCUUUACUCAACUCAGUUCUGCAACGACAAAUGGAGGGUUCAAGGUUCCUGGGUUGCCUCCGGCCAAGAAGACCAAUAUGGGGCCGCCCCCUGGGCCCUCUAAGUGA
Molecule: messenger RNA, 1809 nt
Organism: Cladophialophora psammophila CBS 110553
Lineage: Eukaryota; Fungi; Ascomycota; Eurotiomycetes; Chaetothyriales; Herpotrichiellaceae
Exons: 2
Coding region: 1-1809 (602 amino acids)
Biological process (GO): spliceosomal tri-snRNP complex assembly; mRNA splicing, via spliceosome
Cellular component (GO): precatalytic spliceosome; U4/U6 x U5 tri-snRNP complex; U4 snRNP
Source: RefSeq, a predicted model, not a curated record